This is a messenger RNA of Theileria orientalis strain Shintoku, 162 nucleotides long. RefSeq lists its product as hypothetical. The coding region runs from base 1 to 162 and encodes 53 amino acids. Lineage: Eukaryota; Apicomplexa; Aconoidasida; Piroplasmida; Theileriidae. The record is from RefSeq and is a predicted model, not a curated record. The transcript has a single exon.
AUGUUGGUGCCUUUUAAGGUUGAUUUCAUGUUAUUUUACCUGUUGGAAUCCUACACAUUGAUAGAUGAGACUGGUUUUUGGCCGACUCAACGUCAACGUAAAUACUAUGCUUUUAAGGCUCGAAUCAUGCACGUGCAGUCCACAUAUUUAAAAAACGACUAG